Molecule: messenger RNA, 806 nt
Organism: Colletotrichum godetiae
Lineage: Eukaryota; Fungi; Ascomycota; Sordariomycetes; Glomerellales; Glomerellaceae
Product: NADH-ubiquinone oxidoreductase 21.3 kDa subunit
Exons: 3
Coding region: 105-707 (200 amino acids)
Source: RefSeq, a predicted model, not a curated record
CCCGGAACGCUCACAUCCAACCUCAAGUUGGUCAUCGAACCGUUGCCAAUCGAAACCCACCACUCCCCCCAAUCUCCCCUCCACCGUCUACGACGUCGCCAAAGAUGGCCUCCAAGGCAAUUGCGAAGGCUGCGGCAGGCGGUCUCGUGGAGAUCUCCCAGAAGCAUACCCUCCAGUCCACAGGCAUCUGGGAACGCAUCCGCCGCACCCUGGCCAUCGACCCCAACCGCUCCUCCGGCGUCCCCUUGAACCCGACCUUCCGCAACCCGACACCGGGCGCCAACGACCCCUUGGCCUACGACGACCCCGUCACCGUCCCCGCGGGCGACAUCGCCGACAACCCGUACUGGAAGCGCGACGCCCGCCGCAACUACCCGGCCAUCAGCGUCGUCAACCAGGCCGACGUCGUGGGCCUGCUGGCCGUCGGCUCCGCCGCCAACCCGCGCGUCGAGCUUAUCGGCGAGGCGGGCGAGAAGGCGCUCGUCGCGGCCAAGGAGGAAGGAAAGGCUACUGGUAUCGCGGCGUACCUUGAGAAGAAUGCGGCCCAGGGGGCUGUGGAGGCGAGCAAGGAGGCGCUGUUCACGAAUGGGCUGCCGCCGACGCCGAGUGGUGAGGAUUUGAAGAGUGGAAAGUGGGAUGUGCACAAGUACAAGGUCAAUGAGGACCAGUCCUACGGCGAAGGCUACACUUGCCGGACUUUUGCGUGAGCAUUUGGAAAUCGCGGGUUUCGCUGUACAGGAGAGAGAGGAGGGACACUUGUAAAUAUGAAGGGCACUAGAUUCCAUUGAAACGUUUUAUUCCAUUUC